Molecule: messenger RNA, 3210 nt
Organism: Coregonus clupeaformis (lake whitefish)
Lineage: Eukaryota; Metazoa; Chordata; Actinopteri; Salmoniformes; Salmonidae
Product: rap guanine nucleotide exchange factor 5
Exons: 18
Coding region: 277-2178 (633 amino acids)
Biological process (GO): positive regulation of GTPase activity; Ras protein signal transduction
Cellular component (GO): plasma membrane
Molecular function (GO): guanyl-nucleotide exchange factor activity
Source: RefSeq, a predicted model, not a curated record
CAGAGGCACCUGGAGUCCUUGCUGCUUCACAGCCAUCUCUAUCUCUCUAUCUCUGCAUCUGCAGCCCAACUAGAGAGCCAGCCGGAGGUGUUGUUGGUGCUUCUACGGGGAUCUGCUUUGGCUCAGUGAGAGGAGGCUGUGACCCACCUGCGCUCACACACACACAUACACACACAUACACACACAGACAGACACACACAUUCAAGGUUGCCCGGCCCAUCCCCCUCACACACACCUUUGGAGUGCGCUACACCGUGCUGGUUCUACUCUACAGUCAUGUCGUGGGACUGUGGCCUGAGGUACAUGUUCUCUGUGUCUCCGGUGCUGCAGCCGCGGGGUGUGUGUGACCUGCACGACAAGGAGGACCUGUCCCGUCUGGAGAUGGUCCAGAGACUGGCCAAGGACGGAUGCCGCUUCCUCCAGAACCACAACAACAGCAGCAGCAAGGCCCUCCCGGAGAGGACAGCAGAGGCCCACAGUGACGAGGCAGUCCGUGUGUGUCUGCGGGAGCGGGGCCAGGAGGUGCUGGUGCUCCAGAGAGUGUCGUCACAGCGGCCAGACCCCUCCGCAUCGGCCAGGGGAGGGGGGAGACCGGAGGAGGGGGACAGGAGGUACUUGGUGGUGUCAGGGACCCCAGAGAAGAUCUUAGAACACCUGCUGUCUGUCCUGAGGCUGGACCACCACCAUGAUGACCAGGGGAGCACACAACAGACCAAGGAGUCAGAGCCUCUCCUGGAUGACUUCCUGCUGACAUACCUGGUGUUCAUGUCAACCAGUGAUCUGUGUCAGGCUCUUUUGGGACACUAUUGUUCAAAGAGACACCACCGGGGGAAAGAGGAAGGGAAGGAGGUUCUGGACAGGAAACGUAAGGUCCUGCACCUGGUGACACAGUGGACAACACUCUACAGGGACUUCCUACAAGAAGACGAGCAUGUGAAACUCUUCAUGAAGACAUUGUAUCGUUUCCUUCUGGAUGACCUGUAUGACUAUCCAACUCUGGAGAAGGAGCAGAAGGAUCUACAGAAACUCCUGCGGCUGCAUCGCAGACAUACAGUGGAUGACUAUUCACCCCACAGAAAGAGCAAACUUCUUUCCCACCAACUGAGCCUGAAAGAGAACGGGCGCCACACCAGAGGAACACAAAGAGAGACCAGGGAAGUGUUGUGUCAUGUGUACGUGACCAUGGACUCAUAUCUGAGUGUGAGGAGCCUGGCCAGUGUUGUGGCCCAGGGGCUGCUGCAGGAGGUGGCUGAGAGACUGGAUGUCCCCCUGGAGGAGCUGGUCCUGCUGGCUGUCACCUACCCUGGAGAGAAACUCCUCCUGAAGCCUCAGGACAGGCUCUACUCUGAUUCGCUGACAGCGGUGGGGAGGCUGCACGUGCGCAGAAAGGACCUGAGUGAAGUCAUGAACCCGUUCACAGACAACACAGAGCUACAACAGAGGUCAGCUCGCAUGCUGAGUACGAACACAUGGGACGUGGCUGUCACCCUUACAAACUUUGACUGGAGCAUCUUCAACUCAAUACAUGAGCAAGAGCUUGUGUACUUCACGUUCAGCCGUCAUGCCAGUGGUGGCCACACGGUGGCGCUGGAGCUUCUGCUGCAACGCUGCAACGAGGUACAGCUGUGGGUGAUGACAGAAGUCCUGAUGUGUCCUACGCUCUGCAAGAGAGUCCAGCUCAUCAAGAAGUUCAUCAAGAUCGCUGCCCACUGUAAAGCCCAGAGGAACCUCAACUCUUUCUUUGCCAUCGUUAUGGGUCUGAACACCGCAGCAGUUAGCCGCCUCAGUCAGACCUGGGAGAAAGUUCCAGGAAAAUUCAAAAAACAGUUUUCGGAGCUGGAGAUGUUGACAGACCCCUCUCUCAACCACAAAGCCUACAGGGACGCUUUCAAGAAGAUGAAGACGCCCAAGAUCCCUUUCCUUCUUCUGUUACUGAAAGACAUCACGUUCAUUCACGAGGGCAACAAAACGUUUCUCGAUAACCUGGUCAAUUUUGAAAAGCUGCACAUGAUAGCCGACACUGUGCGUCUCAUCAGACACUGUCAGGAGGAUCACAUGGGGAACGGGAUGCCCCAGAAGAUCAGUCCGGAGCUGCGGGCCUAUGUCGACUACCUUCACGUCAUUGACAAUCAGCAGACUCUGUUUGAACUUUCCCACAGACUGGAGCCCCGUGUGUAGAUAGACCACACAUACACUCUCUGAGGCUGCCUCCCUCCCUCCCUCCACCCCUCAAAGUCAGACAACCAAGGAGCAGGGUACCAACCAGUCUCUGGAAACAUCCCUCAGCACUCGGUUAUCAACCUAGAGAAACAUGGGUUAGCCAACUCUAUUAGAGUGCUACAAAGUGUGGAGGCUUUUGUUCCAGCCCAGCUCUAACAGACACACACACACACAGACACACACAGGGUUCUACUAAUCAGCUGCACACACAGCAGGACUUUGAUGAGUUUAAUUAAGUGGGUUAAUGCAGGGCUGGAACAAAAGCCUGCAUGCCCUGAAGCUCCCCGGGAGUAGGGUUGGCCAGAGCCGACAGAGAGAUGACCGUGUGACGCUGGCCAACCACAAGAUGGCGCCAAAAGGCAUACUGGAAUACUGAGCAACGAUGGAGCAGAGAUAACCAAAGAGCUUCUCAGUUGAACAAAUAGAUCUGGAUCCGUAUUGAUCAAAGGAUCCCAGAAUAGGAGUGCUGAUCUAGGAUCAGUUUAGCCUUUUAGAUCAUAAUGAAUGGACAGGGGGGACCUAGAUCAGCACUCCUAUUCAGUAUGUCGUGGUGGAUAAAUAGCUGGAUAAACUCGGAUCGCUGGUUGCAGUGAAAAAAGUAAGGCUUCCUAUUCUUUCAGUGCAUUUUUCUGCAAAAGGUGGGUACAUUGUUGGGGCCCUUCCUCCACUACACCAAUGCUCCUACUCUGAGACGCUUUAUGAAUGUGGACCCUGCUUCAGUAAUUGUGUAUUGAUAGCUUCAGGUUGUUGUUAUCUGCUUCCAAACAGGUGACCACACCUUGAUUAUCUAUCUACACAAAACCAAUUAAAGCAUCAACCUUCUGGGGACUUUCAAAAUAGGACACUUUCAAACCAGGACACUUUUAAACCAGGACACUUUCAAACCAGGACACUUUCAAACCACGACACUUACCCCGGGCGGCAGGUAGCUUAGUGGUUAAGAGCGUUGUGCCAGUAACCGAAAGGUCGCUGGUUCUUAUCCCCGAGCAA